CGACGGUCGACUGAACUAUUGGGAGUCAAUAUGCCAACGUUUUCUGUCAUGUACAAAGGAGCAGUUAUCAUUAGCAGGACACUAAUGGGUCCGUAUGGGGUAGAUCGUGCUGUUCAUGAAAUAGAAUUUACUGACUGUGAGAAUGGACUGGGGAUCAAAGUGAUUGGAGGAAUGAAGGAGUUAACGGGAGAGGAGUUUGGAGUCUACGUCAAAAGGAUUUUACCUGGUGGCCUUGCUUCAAGUGAUGGACACCUUCAGGCGGGAGACCAGAUCUUAGAGGUGAAUGGGGAGAGUUUACUAGGGGUCACCAGUGAAAGAGCAGUAGAUGUUCUGAGAUCAGCGUCCUCGAGCAACCAAAUGCGCCUUCUGAUCGCCAGAGACGAGGAAGCCAGGAGAGAGUUUUCAGAGCUUUUGGAGAAGUAUGGAUCCAGCAGUAGUACUGGGUCAACACGCAACUCUCCCAUCCAGCAUGCAGGCAGAUAUCUGGACAGCACAUCGUCCGGGUCCUCGUCACGCUCCCAGAGUCCUUUGCUUUUGAGUCCUGCUGGCUCUCAGAGCACCUACAACAACCCUCUACUGCGCUCCCUCAGUCACCCAGGAGAGGGUGUGAUCCAGCUGAUCUCUGUAGCCCGCUCCUCUAGUCUGGGCAUCGCCAUCGGCGGAGGCUCCAAUAGGCCGGACGGCCCUGCGGUCUUCAUCCAGGAGGUUCUGUCUGGGGGAGACUGCCACAGGGAUGGGCGCCUGAGGCCAGGGGAUCAGCUCAUUGCCAUCAACAAGGAGUCCUUGAUAGGGGUGACCCACGAGGAGGCUAGGAGCAUGGUCAACAAGGUCAAAUUCAGUCAAGAGGCGGUGGUGGAGGUCGCUUUCAUCCCUGGUAAAGGUCCGUUCCCCAACAGCACGUCUUUACACAACGGUGUCCAGCGCGGCGUUGGCAACGGGUACAGCUCCGGACGCUUAAAAGUCCACGUCAGAUCACCAGAGAUCCGUACGGGGGAACCCGCCCCACUGCCUUCUCCCUCCCCUGACAUCUGCCCUCCAGAUAUACACAUUUCAGGCUCGGCCCCCAGCCAGAGAACAGUGUUGUCUGCAGCCAAACCCAAGAUCACCCUGGACCCUCACAUACGCCUCAAGUCUGACAAACUGGACCUGGCGUUGUCGUACCUGGGUCUGGACGUGACGGAGGAGAAGAGGAGGAAGCUGAGACAAAGUCUCAUCACUGACCCACAGGGAACCGUGUCCUAUGGAGACUUUGUUGAGGCCACACGCAACGUCUACCAACAGAAUCUGGAGGAGGCGGGACUAGGGCAGAAAGAGUUCAUGUUCUCCUAUCACGAAGCAGCUAGCUUGAUGGACACCUCUGCCUUCCACUCCCCGACCUUUGAUUCAGAUUCCUACAGUAGUGAAGAACUGGAGCACUUUCAGGCGGAGGUGAAACAGCUGCAGAGCCAGAUUAAGCAACUCAAGUCCAAUCACAGUCAACCUGAUGGUUUUCCUACACUACCCCAGAUCAGUCAACCUGCUGGUUUUCCUACACUACCCCAGAUCAGUCAACCUGCUGGUUUUCCUACACUACCCCAGAUCAGUCAACCUGAUGGUUUUCCUACACUACCCCAGAUCAGUCAACCUGAUGGUUUUCCUACACUACCCCAGGUCAGUCAACCUGCUGGUUUUCCUACACUACCCCAGAUCAGUCAACCUGCUGGUUUUCCUACACUACCCCAGGACACAGAGCACAGCAAGUCGACCCUGGAGGAGGAGCUACACAACACCUCAGAGAAAGUGUGUGCGACGGUGGAGGAGAACAGUCGUCUGAAGACUCGUCUGCAGGUAGCGGAGGCAGUGCAGAGAGACAGACAGAGUAACAGUGCAGAGCAGGACUAUGAAGAGGUCAUUACACUGCUAGAGGCUGAGAUCAAAGACCUGAAGAACCAACUGGCGGGCAACAAACAGAAGGGUCUGGAAGCUACUAAGGAAGAUGUGAUGGAGUUAAACAGGAAGUUGUCGAUGAUUGACAUUCAGCUGAGGAAGUCUGAGCUGAGCAGAAGACACCUGGAGAUCUCCAACAAGAAACUACUGGGAUUCGCACAGAAUGUUCACAAAGUGCUCACCACCCCCAGCUUGUUUGGAAUGGAAAAUGGGAGUAACAGGACCUCUCCAGCCACAGACAGUCCAGAGACCCCCUCUCCCAUCCCAGACCCAGCCUGCCAGUUAGCUGCAGAGGCCAGGGAGCUGGUGGAGGGGGUCAGAUCCCUGAGCAGCACCGAUGAUACAGCCCCUCUCAGUGACUCAGAGGGGUGUGAACCACCUGACCCAGCCAUGGACCCUAACCGAGCAACACACCCUCAUAGCUUGCCGGCUCAGACAUCUCCUACAGAAGAUCCGGCCAAAGACAAGCGGCGCCAGUAGAGAACGUUCAGAGAACGUCACAGAGAGCGUUUUAGAGAACGUUACAAGGACGUGAAAAGAACAACGUGGCUGGGGACUAGGCUCAGAAGAACACUGUGGUUGGCUGACUACGUUUACCUAAAACUACCAACGACCCUUUAAAAGACAGACAGACAAAUUGAGAGCGACAACCAGACAGACUGUAUGUAGGAUGCUAUGCAGUGUGCGUAAAAAAAACAAAAACACUUACAACUCUUUAAAAAUGAACUACUGUCAUUAGUUGAGGCUUCAGUCAAUGUUCUGGGAUUGCUUUACCGAUUAACUGCAAAAUGUUCUAGUUGAUCUGUUUUCUAAUACAGCUGUGUGUGUACUUAUAAUUCUCUGUUGAUAUUUAGCAUUUAUCAGAAUGUGAACGAAGGGUAGAUUCUCAACUGGGAGGGACUGGGAACGGUAGCAGGUUUUGAGGUGAAAUGGCAGACACUUGUAGAUGCAGUUCAGUUUGUUCCAAAGAGCUUGCCGUAGCCGAUUAGACAGCACUACAAAGCCAAGGCGCUACCGUUAGGUGUGUAGGUGUACAGACAUACAGCAUGAGCUAUGAUGAUGAUGAUGAUGAUGAUGAUGAUGAUGCACUGAACCUUUCUAUCCAUGAGUUCCAAUACUCUCUAAAAGAUUCAUUCUUUCAUGUCCUAUUUCCUUGUAUCCUAUUUCCUUGUAUCCUAUUUCCUUGUACCCUUCCUGACCACUGACAUCUGGAGAGACCGGAUAGUGACGUUCAAUAUGCCGGUAUGACAUUCGUUGGCUGCUCGUCAAAUUGGUUCCAUCCGUUUAUUUUUGGGAUCAGCGGCCCUCAAGGACACGAAGAGGGAUGAAGACGUUUGUGUUCAUUAUCUGACAGAGGACAGAAAUGUGUAUUUUUGCUCACAACAGUUCCCAGAGGCGAGGAGAGGAAGCCAGGCUAGGGUAUUGGAACCUAACCCUAAGCUGUCUAUGUAGCUGUAUUGCCAUGGCUACAGUAAGUGCCCUGUGUGUGUAUACUUCAGAGAGAGAGAGAGGAUAACGUGGACGAUGUGCCCUGAUCCAAAGCGUCUCAUCCUGAUGACAUCGUGUCACCAUGGUGAUGACCCUGUGUACAGAAACGGUUUGUCCCUUAUACUGAAGUGCUCUGAUGAACUGUCUGUUUUGAAGAUGAUUUUGUACUGGAAAAGCCCAUUUUCUGUUACGGAUACCGAGGUAGAGGAAGACGCUUUAGGACCUGCACGAGCUGUCAUGGCGACGCCGAGACGUCUGCUUUUGCUGUUAUUAUAAAACCUUGUAAAUCUUUAAGCUGAUAGAAAUAUUGCACUCUCCUUUGAUGUCCUUCUCCACAUCUUCUGACACACACACACACACACACACACACACACACACACACACACACACACACACACACACACACACACACACACACACACACACACACACACUCCAUAUACACACACACACUCCAUAUACACACACACACACACAAACCCCAUGCAAACACACACUCACGUAGGCCUUGUCUAUGAGGAUUCCUUUCUUCCUUACUGUUGAGUUUUGUGAAUACUUACUUCUCUGUCAUAUCACAUAUGUUCCGUGACUUCUGUUAGAACUGCGUCUCCAUAGCGACAGCUGUGUGGAAGUUCCGUUCCAUAACCAUAACCCACAGCUUGUCCUCUGAGAUUGAGGUUAUGUCACCAAGACAAUAAAAAAAAGAAUGGAAAAAACAACAACAAUGGCCUUUUAGCAGCGGCUGUGUCUCGAUAGUCGUAACCAGCUCCCUUUCCUUGUGUCCUUUCCUUGUGUCCUUUUCCUUCAUGAUCAGUGAUAUGGAAAGAAGUGAUACUGUAGGUAAAAAAGCAAUAGGGUGGAAAGCCAUCCAAUCCUUUCACCUGUUAGAGGUCCCGAAGGAAAGGAAAUGAGGGGAGGAGACAAGGAAAGGAUGUAAUGAAAGAGUAUUGAGACCCAGCCGGUGUCUAUCAACUCAAAACACCUGAUACUUCCCUCAGUGCGAAUGAAGGAAAGGAGACGAGGAAGGAAGCCAAUGACGAGUAUUGAGACACAAGCUGACAAGGUACAAAAUCUGUCGUUCUGCCCCUGAACAGGCAGUUAACCCACUGUUCCUAGGCCGUCAUUGAAAAUAAGAAUUUGUUCUUAACUGACUUGCCUAGUAAAAUAAAGGUAAAAUAAAAUGAAUAAAUAAAAUAAAACAACGCAAAGCAGUGAAUCUCAACUGGAACCAGCAUCCGUAGCAUAAUCACCAGUACCAUACUAUCACUGCAUGGUUCUGGUUCUGGUUCUGGUUCUGACAACCUGUCGUUCAACAUCCAACUGAGGAAUCAAACGUUUGGUUUCAGGAAUGUCGAGAAAACAUGAGUUAUUAAACUGUCCUGUUUAAAAUAAUAGGUUGUAUGAUAACGAUACCUGUGUGCUGGGACAUAUGGGCCUGCGUCCCAAUAAUCUCUCCGUUCUCCCGAAGUGUGCACUCGUUCACUUUCCUUUAUGGAUUUCAAAGGACACGACUGGAAUAUGGAACUCCCUCUAGAGUCCAGCCCAUGCCAACACAUAUCCAUGUAUUUUACAUUUGUACCGAGGAGUGAACGAGUGCACACUUCAGGAAAGAAAGAGAGAGUUUUGGGACACAAGUCAAGGAGAUGUGUACAACAGGAGGUCCUCUAACAUUAAUAAGACCGUAGCUGAAGGUGUCAGAUGUGGACAACAGGAGGUCCUCUAACAUUAAUAAGACCGUAGCUGAAGGUGUCAGAUGUGUACAACAGGAGGUCCUCUAACAUUAAUAAGACCGUAGCUAAAGGUGUCAGAUGUGUACAACAGGAGGUCCUCUAACAUUAAUAAGACCAUAGCUGAAGGUGUCAGAUGUGUAGGUGUCAGAUGUGUACAACAGGAGGUCCUCUAACAUUAAUAAGACCGUAGCUGAAGGUGUCAGAUGUGUACAACAGGAGGUCCUCUAACAUUAAUAAGACCGUAGCUAAAGGUGUCAGAUGUGGACAACAGGAGGUCCUCUAACAUUAAUAAGACCGUAGCUGAAGGUGUCAGAUGUGUACAACGGGAGGUCCUCUAACAUUAAUAAGACCGUAGCUGAAGGUGUCAGAUGUGUACAACAGGAGGUCCUCUAACAUUAAUAAGACCGUAGCUAAAGGUGUCAGAUGUGUACAACGGGAGGUCCUCUAACAUUAAUUAGACCGUAGCUGAAGGUGUCAGAUGUGUACAACAGGAGGUCCUCUAACAUUAAUAAGACCGUAGCUGAAGGUGUCAGAUGUGUACAACAGGAGGUCCUCUAACAUUAAUAAGACCGUAGCUGAAGGUGUCAGAUGUGGACAACAGGAGGUCCUCUAACAUUAAUAAGACCGUAGCUGAAGGUGUCAGAUGUGUACAACAGGAGGUCCUCUAACAUUAAUGAGACCGUAGCUGAAGGUGUCAGAUGUGUACAACAGGAGGUCCUCUAACAUUAAUAAGACCGUAGCUGAAGGUGUCAGAUGUGCACAACAGGAGGUCCUCUA
Messenger RNA from Oncorhynchus masou masou (cherry salmon), 5921 nucleotides. Its product is annotated as syntaxin-binding protein 4-like. Gene Ontology annotation, molecular function: protein binding. The record is from RefSeq and is a predicted model, not a curated record. Bases 31 to 2406 code for a protein of 791 amino acids. NCBI's taxonomy places the organism in Eukaryota, Metazoa, Chordata, Actinopteri, Salmoniformes, Salmonidae. The transcript has 23 exons.